Molecule: messenger RNA, 5686 nt
Organism: Micromonas commoda
Lineage: Eukaryota; Viridiplantae; Chlorophyta; Mamiellophyceae; Mamiellales; Mamiellaceae
Gene: CAV2
Product: voltage-gated ion channel superfamily
Exons: 3
Coding region: 1-5634 (1877 amino acids)
Biological process (GO): calcium ion transmembrane transport
Cellular component (GO): voltage-gated sodium channel complex; plasma membrane; voltage-gated calcium channel complex
Molecular function (GO): voltage-gated calcium channel activity; voltage-gated sodium channel activity
Source: RefSeq, a predicted model, not a curated record
AUGCCGGCGCCGAAGAGCCGACAGGGCGGGCCAGGGUCCGCGGGGGCGUCCCUGAAGCACUUAAACCCCACGGUGGCUGAUAGGAAGGUGAAAUUUGAGGAGCUGCCCGAGAAAUCGCUGUGGGUAUUCCGAAAGGAGAACCCCGUGCGACGGUUGUGCGUGUCGCUCAUGCGGAAUCCGUGGUUCGACAGGGUGGUGAUGACGCUGAUCCUGCUGAACUGCGUGUUUCUUGCGAUGGACAGCAGGGAGCCGGGUUUCGAAGAAACCACGAGGGGGAAAGCGGUGGACAACAGCGAGAACAUCUUCUUAUCGCUGUUCUGCGGCGAGAUGGUGAUCAAGAUCGUCGCCAUGGGCUUCUUCGUGCACCCGAACUCGUACCUCAGAGACUCUUGGAACAGGCUGGAUUUCACGGUGGUAAUUUUAGGCAUCAUCGCGGCGAUGAACCUUGGUAACUUUAGCGCCAUCAGGACGGUGAGGGUGCUGAGACCGCUCCGCACGCUGCAAGGGUUCGCGGGCAUGCGUCAGCUCGUGGUGACUCUGCUGAACUCGCUUCCGUUGCUCGGAGACGUCGCGGUGCUAAUGGCGUUUUUGUUCUUUUUGCUGGGGUUGAUGGGGGUGCAGCUGUUCAGCGGGGCGUUGAACCGGCGGUGCGCGUCGCUCGAUAACCCAAACGCGGGUUGCCACCUGUGCGGGUACGACGUGGGGUACGCGGGGUACAACGCGUCGCAGAUCGCGUCGGGGUGCGCGAGCGAUUGCGCGUUACCGGCGGCGCCGAGAUGGACCGUGCACGAGGAGACCACGUGCGGCGGUCCUCGCGUCGCAAAGUACCCUUCGAAAGGCGAAAAACCGAGCGGGUACUCCUGCCCGGACGGGCAGUGGUGCAUCGCGUACGAGGCGCCGAACCAUGACAUCACCAGUUUCGACAACAUCCUCGGCGCGUGGCUGGCGAUCUUCCAGUGCAUCAGCCUGGAGGGAUGGGUGGACAUCAUGUACUGGACCCAAGACGCGGUGAGCGAGUGGAGCUCGUGGUACUUCGUGGUGAUGAUCAUCAUGGGCUCCUUCUUCGCCAUCAACCUCGCGCUCGCGGUGCUGUACGUCAGCUUCACCACCGAGCGCAAGACGGACAAGGAGCAGCACUCGGACGCCAUCGCCGCGGAGAAGGAGGCGAACAGCAAGCUCCUAAAGUCGAUGGAGAGCGAGGGCGCGUACCAGGCGGCGCAGGUGGCGGACUUGCAGCGGCGUCUGAGCGACGCGUCGCCGGGGCGGAAGAGCGCGCCGCCGUCACCGUCCGUGUCCCCGCACGAAUCCUUCGUCGCGGCGACUCCGCCCAACGGCGGCGGGGAUAAACGGCUCGAGGACACAAUCGCGGAGGAGGUUGAGAUGGGAACUUUUGAGGAUGCCGACGGCGCCGAGACGCCCGCGACCGUUACGACCGUUACGACGACGACGAACGACGCGCACGGGGGCGACGUGGCGGUGCGACGACCGAGCGUCUUCGACAGCGCUUUCCGCCCGGAGAAGUUCGGAAGCGCGAUGGUGACGCCGCUUCCGAUGCGGACGGUUGACGAGGACGGCGACGACGAUUUCGCGGACCAGCCGUGGCUCGCAGAGGGUUUCGCCACGCCGCAGGAGUGGGUGAGACACCACGGCGGCGAGAUCGAAGACGUGCAGAUCGUCGACGGCGUGCCGGUGGUGGUGCCGCCGUCCUUGGCGCAGCGGUUUCAGCGCACGUGCCGCGUGCUCGCGAUGUCGGCCACGGUGGGGAAGGUGACGAUGUUCCUGAUCAUACUAAACACGGUGUUGAUGGCGAGCGAGUUUCACGGGAUGAGCAAGGGUCAGAUUGACGCUUACGAGGGGAUCAACUACUUCGUCACCGCGUACUUUGCGCUGGAGAUGGUUAUGAAGAUGAUCGGGUUGAAGUGGAGGGCCUACAUCGCGGACAGGUUCAACAUCUUCGACGGGGUGGUGGUGAUUAUCAGCAUCAUCGAGCUGGCAGUCGCGGAUGGCGGCGGCAACCUCACCGUCCUCCGCUCCUUCAGGCUCCUUCGGAUCCUCAAGCUCGCGAGGUCGUGGCCGCAGCUGAGGAAGAUCAUCGCGACGAUCCUCGACACCAUACCGUCCAUGAGCUCCCUCGCCGGGAUGCUGUUCCUUUUCAUCUUCAUCUUUGACCUGCUCGGGCUGCAGCUCUUUGGGUACGAGUUUGUCUUUUGCGAUUCGUACGGGGUGGACGGCGCCGCGCCGACGUGUCCGCCGGGCGUGGCGGAGACUGCGUGCCCCAAUCGCAAGGACUGUUACGUCGCGUGCAAGGCUUCGCAGGUUGGCACGUGGAUAGAGUACGCGUCGGGCGCCGCCGGCUACUGCGCAGAGUACGGGGGCGGUGAAACGGCGCUGGCUAGGCUCGGGAUGAGCGAUCAGCCGAGGCACCACUUUGACGAUUUCUUCUGGGCGUUCAUCACGAUCUUCCAGGUGCUCACGGGCGAAAACUGGAACGAGGUGUUGUACGACGGCAUGCGGACGAAGGGCGACGCGGCUUGCCUGUACUUCAUCCUGCUGGUUGUCAUCGGCAACUACAUCGUGCUCAACCUUUUCCUGGCAAUCCUGCUCGAUAACUUUGCCGACAUGGACAGCAGCGGGGAGACCGCUGCGGAGACCGCCGCGAGGGAGGAACGCAAGGCUGCCGAUCUUCAGCGCAAGAAGGAAUUGGCGCUGGAGAGGCGGAAGACGGCCCGAGAGGAGUGGAUGAAGCUGCAGGCGCAGGCGUCGCUCUUGUCGUCGGGACAAAGCAAAUCUCUGAAGGCGGCGGCGACUGGCGGCGUGGUGACUCUCUCGGUGAUGGACCGAGCGCGAAUACAGGUGAAGCGCCUGAUCCUACAUCCAAAGUUCGAUCAGUUCGUCAUCUUGCUCAUCCUGGUGUCGUCCGUGUUGCUCGCGGUGGAUUCGCCAAACGUCGACGAAGAUUCAAAGCUGAAAAAGGCUCUGAACAUCACGGAUGUGGUUUUUGUGUGCCUGUUCGGCUUGGAGGCGGCGAUGAAGAUAUUCGCGCUCGGGGUCAAGAAGUACUUUGCCAAUGGAUGGAACCUGAUGGACUUUGUCAUCGUGUUCAUAGGCGCGAUUGGAGCCAUCCUGGAGCUCAGCGGAAGCGCGACGAUGCAGGCGGCGAGGUCGAUGCGAUCUUUCCGAGCGCUUCGCCCGAUGCGCAUGGCUGCGAGGGCGGAGGGAAUGCGAAUCGUGAUCGAGGCGCUGUUCCAGGCGGUCCCGCCCAUCAUGAACGUGGCGCUCGUGUGUAUCCUGUUCUACCUCAUCUUCGGCAUCCUGGGGCUGAACCUGUUCAUGGGUAAGAUGUACCGAUGCGUCUACGACGGCACCGACGACGUCAUCAACUCCCCGGCGAUGGGCAUAGCGGCCAGGGACGUCACCAAGCGGUGGUGCGCGUCGGGCACGCAUCUCACCGGGUGCGUCGGCGGCGCCCGCGUCGCGCUGUACUCCUCGGGUGCGAACGGCUGGGCUUGCACGCGCGUGACGUCGACCGUCUCCGAGCUCAACGUGGAUUUGAAUCGCGUCGAGACCUUCUCGGGGUCGUGGACGUGCGCGGCGUCCGCGGACACCCUCGCGGUGCUCACCGCGGACCCGUACGAUCCCACGGAGUCGUUCGGCACGAGGGCUACGUACGUGGACGGCACGAUCGGCGCGGUCGGGUACAACGCCACGGUCGUGCGCGAGGCGGUGACGACGGCCCAAGCGACUGGCGCGUUUUCGUCAACCUGCGAACCGCGCUUCGAGGCGCACGAGUGGAAGAAACCGGAAAAUUACAAUUUCGACAACAUCGGCGCCUCGAUGCUCGUGCUGUUCGAGACGGCGACGCUCGAGAUGUGGCUCGAGGUGAUGUACCACAGCGUGGACGCCGUCGCCGAGGGCCUGCAGCCUCGGCUCAACUACAACGAGGGAGCCGCGCUCUUCUACGUCGUGUUCAUCAUCAUCGGCGCUUUCUUCGUGAUGAACCUGUUCGUCGGCGUGACCAUCGACAAGUUCAACGAGAUGAAGGAGACCCAGGAGGAGGAGGACGAGAUCGAGGGGCGCGCGAAGGGGGCGUCGCUCUUCGUCACGGAGGAGCAGCGGCGGUGGCAGCUGGUGGAGCGGAUGAUGUCAAAGUGUAAACCCACUCGGGUCUAUGAGCCGCCUAAGCACCCGGCGCGCGCGAAGGUCUUUGGCGUCGUGACGAACCCGUUGUUCGACGUGUUCAUCAUGAUGUGCAUCGUGGCCAACGUCGUCGUGAUGUGUCUCACCUACGCGGGUGAACCGGAGCAGUGGACGAUGGAUUUGUUCGUCGCCAACUCGUUUUUCACUUUUGUGUUUUUGUGCGAGGUCAUCGCCAAGAUCACGGCGCUGGGAGUGGUGAACUACUUCGAGGACCCGUGGAACAGGUUCGACUUCACCGUCGUGGGGUUCUCCCUCGUCGGUUUCAUCAUAACGAUGGCCACGGAUGCGAGCGCGGGGUUCAUCGCGAUGCUGCGCGUGUUCAGGGUGGCGAGGGUGCUACGGCUGGUGCGUCGCGCGCGCGGAUUGCGAACGCUGCUGCAGACGCUGCUGUUCUCGCUGCCGGCGCUCCUCAACGUCGGAAGCGUCCUGGUUCUCUUCUUCUUCAUCUUCGCCAUCAUGGGCAUGAACCUGUUCGGCAAGGUGAAGAAGGCGGACCACCUCACGCGGCACGCCAACUUUGACUACUUCCCGGAUAGCAUGCUCGUGCUCUUCCGGUCCUCAACCGGAGAGAUGUGGAACGGGAUCAUGCACGACUGCAUGGUGUACCGAAAGUGCUACGAGAUACAGGUCGGGCCGUACGCCGGCACUUACGUGGACAAGGGCGAUCCGCUGCUAGACGGGCUGCGCUUGGGAGAAGACGGGUACGAAGACAGGUGCACGCCGUCUUACAUCGGCACCAUCGUCUACUUUGUCCUCUUCAUCCUCAUCUGCGGCUUCGUCAUGCUGAACCUGGUCAUCGCGGUGAUUCUGGACAACUUCCAGAGUUAUUCCGGAAACGUUGACCUGCCCGUCAGCGAGGAGGACUUCACGCACUUCGCUCUGGAGUGGGGACGAAUCGACCGCACGGGUUCUUAUUACAUCGCGGUUGACAAGUUACCCAAGCUCCUGAAGCGACUCAGCGCUCCGCUGGGCGUGAAGAACCUCCCCAAGGGCAUGAUCAAACGGAGCCUCAUCCUGACGCUGUUCACGUGCAACGUGUCCGUGGAGGAGGGGAAGGUGCAUUUCAGCUCGGUGCUCAAGGCGCUCGCGGCGAGGCUCGACGGCAUCGAACCACCGCCCGAGCCUCCCAAGCGACGCAGGCGCCGCGGCUCCGUGGGCUCGACGAUUUCCGAGGCUGAGGAGGAGGAACUCUUCGGACCGUACGGCGAGGACGACAAGGUGAAGCACAUUUUCGCCGCGAUACACGUGCAGAGCGCGUGGCGACGUAAGGAGGCGAUGCGGCGGGUGCAGCUCGCCAAGAUUCGCGCGCGAAAGCACAAGGGAACCGCGCAGGGCGCGGCGGCGCACAAAGCAGCGGAGGAUGCGGAGCGACGGCUGGCAAAGUCGACGAGCAUGACGUCGGAUCGAUCGUCCGCGUCGCACGCGUCCUCCGCGUGAUGGGAUUUGCGUAGAUUUGGUACCCAAGGUAAAAGACGAACUCGUGUUGACA